ACACUGCUGUCAAAAAGACCGGCAACGCGCGGAAUAAUAUUGUUUUGCUUGUUUACUUUGUACUGGAAUAGGGACGGAGAAUAGAAGGUUUCGGAUUGCGUGUGAAAAAACAUCAAAAGCAUGGAUACGAAAGGAUCACCGGCAACGCAUACCAUCACGCUCCCAGAGCAAAUCAUCACCUUUGAACUAUCGUCCUACGAAUGGUCUCAGAAUCUGUUAUGCAUUGCGUUGAUGGACAAGCUUGUGCUUGGUAGCGUGCGCUUUCCGGAAGAAAACGAAAACGAAUCGUUCGAAUGGAAACAGUUGAAAGAAAUUCACCAUAAAAGUAGACCGCAUUCCGUAGCUUUUGCCCCGGAAACAUCGCUCGCCAUCGUACCGAAGAAGGUGGUGAUAGCGAGCGCCGGGUCGGAUUAUAAGGUCCAUAUCUUCCAGAGCGAUUUGGAUCAAAACGAUACUGUUCAACUGUUGGACGGACAUCGAUCAUACGUGAACCAUGUAAGCUGGGAUCCGGACGGUGAAUUCCUGGCAUCUUGCAGCGACGAUAACAGCUGUGUAUUGUGGAAGUGCAAGGAGGAUUACACUCAAGGCCCAAGUUUCUUCUUCGGUUCGGCCGUUCUGUCCGCUAAAUGGCAUCCAGAGGAAUCGGGCCAUCUUUUAAUUGCCGAAAAGUGUGGCGUAGUGCACCUGUACAAAGUGCAUUUGAAAACAUCGAUGCUGUCGGUCGAAACGGACAGUAAUCCGCUCAGCUAUGCCGACUGGAACCUAAGCAACUCGGCUUACGUCGUAGCCCUGGCAAGGGGUAAUGUUUUCUUCUGGGAUUUGAAAAAUUCCAGCUGGCCGAUUGAGAACAAACCGUUGCAUGAUGAUUGUGGGCAUAUUGUGAAAUUUUCUCCGCACUCAGAGAAUGUAGUGGCCAGUAUUGGCAAGCCGAACGCAACGCUGAAAGUAAUUCACAUGAAAAACAAGCUACCCCAGAUAGAGGCGAAACUGCAACUUUACGGUGGUCUUUGCUGGCAUUAUCAGUUGCCGUACGUUGUGGCAGCUUCUGAUAGAACGUUAUGCUUCUGGAAGGUGUUGAUUUAGUAUGAUGCAAUGGAAUCCUUUUAAAUUUCGCAAUCAUUUCAAAGCAUUUUCCAAUAGUUCUAAAAACUCUUGAAUUGUACUAAAACUACCUUGUCUGUAUAGACCUUGUGUACGGACUGGUUGCUGUCAACGGAACGAAUAAUAAAUAAAUGUCAAUAAACAGCACGCGUCCAGAAUUUUGCUGCUGCGAUUCCAAAACAAUCCGACGAAGUUGUAGAUACCCCGUGCAAUUUGUUGCAUUUAUUCUAUUGCGCUUGUAGCCGGCUGUCCCAGUGCUAUAACCCAUUGUAACAAUGUUUCUGCGUAGGAUUUUAGCGGCCGGUUUGCCGCGGUCGAUGUCCACUGCUUCGAUGCCCGAGCAGGUGGUAGCGGUGGAUAAAGCUUCCGACGUGCUAAAUCAUCCUGACUACUUUGACGUGCAUAAGCUUUUCACGGUCGAAGAUCUGUUCCGUGCUAGGGUUCACCUAGGCCACAAGGAGGGAACGCUGAAUGACAGCAUGAAAGGUUACUUGUACGGCAGCCGUUUGGGCCAUUGCAUUAUCGAUCUGGAUAAAACGGUAGAAUAUCUACGCACUGCCUUAAACGUCGCUGCUCACAUCGCAUACCGCGAUGGAAUUAUUUUAUUCUUCAAUCGCAACGCACUCAACGCCCACAAAGUAGAACAAACAGCCAAAGAGUGCGGCGAAUUUGCGCACACACGUUAUUGGCGAGGCGGUGUGUUCACGAAUGCAAAAGUUCAGUUCGGCGCCGUGACGCGUCUCCCGGAUUUGUGCAUAUUUCUAAACACCAUGAACAACGUCCUCGACAUGCACACGGCAGUGCGUGACGCAGCCAAGAUGAAUAUUCCAACGAUCGGCAUCGUUGAUACGAACUGCAAUCCAAACCUUAUCACCUAUCCCGUACCCGGCAAUGACGAUAGUCCGGCCGCGAUCGAGUUGUAUUGCAAACUGUUCAAAAAGGCCAUUCUUCUGGGAAAGGAAAAACGGAAGGCGCAUGAGGCAAACGGAGCUCAGUGAAGAUAUUUGAACAACGCAUGUUACUAACCAAUUAAGUAGAUUAAAAUGCUAGGUCCCGAA
This is a messenger RNA of Anopheles stephensi (Asian malaria mosquito), 2159 nucleotides long. RefSeq names its product nucleoporin Nup37 (gene Nup37). The record is from RefSeq and is a predicted model, not a curated record. Gene Ontology annotation, cellular component: nuclear pore outer ring. The coding region runs from base 121 to 1083 and encodes 320 amino acids. The transcript has 4 exons. Gene Ontology annotation, molecular function: protein binding. NCBI's taxonomy places the organism in Eukaryota, Metazoa, Arthropoda, Insecta, Diptera, Culicidae.